CUUCGUCUUCCGCCGUUUAGCAUAGGUACAUUAUUCAUGCAAUCGUGCAUAAUAUAUUAUAUUUAAAAAAAUACAAUGUUUUAUUAGCAUAGCAACCUCCCAGCCUAGUCAAGAGCAUGGAUCUGGAAGCCCUUCCACCGGAACUAGUGUGGCACAUUCUGGACAAUCUCACCGAUCUACGGGACCGUAAAAAUGCUUCCCUGGCGUGCAAAGCGUGGAACUGGAUGUUGUUCAGCUCGCCGAUAACGCUUCGCUCGGUUAGUCUACGGGUUUGUCCAAAGAUUGCCAGCUGGGAAACCGUGGACGCCGAAGAACUGUUCGACCGCAUGUUCGAUGCCUUGGUUCACAGUAAGAGGAACUAUGUCAACUUGGAGUUCUUUCAUGUGAACUUUGCGCGGCCAGUGGCUCGGGAGUUUUUGUUCUUUAUGGUGCAGCUGUGUUGUGAUUCGAUUGAGUGUCUGUGUUUUACAAACUGUCAUGGUCUGCGGCGCAGCGAACUGUGGCAAGUGCUGCAGCUGUUGCCAAAGCUGAAGGAACUUACUAUUUCCGGCGGGAUUUACUAUGAUGAAUUUGAUAACGAUGCAGAGGUGUCAGAGCUGAAUCAACUGGAAAGCUUGACCCUUGAUAUUGGAGAUGAUUGUCGAUUGUAUCAUGAUUUUUUGACAAAUCUGCCAAAUCUGAUGCGGUUCAAUAUUCGGACGAUUCAUGGAUGUAUCGAUCUGUGGGAUGUCAUGCUGACGCGAUGUUUGAGUCAGCAGUUGAACGCUUUGAGGUUCUCCACCAGUCGGUGUUUCAAUCAAUCGGAGUUUUCCGAGAUGAGUUUUUCAAACCUGACAAAACUGGAACUAAAGAUAUCCGGAUCGGUGUGGCCACAGUUGUUCAAACAGAUGAAAGUACUGAGGGAGUUGCAUCUGGAAGCCGGUAUUAAUGAUGAUGUUAUUGCAGCCAUUUGUGGAACAUCAACGAAACUAAAGAAAUUGAGCCUUCUCUGCUCCGGGCUUAUUGAGUGCAGGAAGUUCAACAUGCUAUCGAGAUUGGAGUGUCUCGAGGAUCUGCAGGUACGAGGCAUCCAUAAGUUUAGCUGGCGUCACGUAAACUUUUGCAUGCUGAAACGACUGCAUGUCGAUAACGUUGGAACUGAUUUCACCAACUUUUUGAAAGAACUUUCCACUCUGAAAUCGUUGGAAAUUCACGAUACCAAAAUGAAGAAUGAGCAGUUGAUAAAGGUUACCCUGAAUGCCCAUUCGGUAGUACGUUUGGAGCUUGCAUUCUGUAACAAACUGAGCGAUAAAGCAUUCAAACACUUAACAGACAUGGGAAGCUUGACAGACCUUCGACUAUGGGGCAUCAACGUGUCCAAAAGCAUCGAUGAUCGAUUAACGUGUCCUAAGUUGGAGAAAAUCAUUUUCUACUUCAAUGAUAAUAUCGAGGAUUCCACGCUGGAAGCAUUGGCACAAAAACUACCUCAACUGAAGCUGCUGGUUCUAUACGACUGCUACCGGAUCAGUUCCCAGGGAGUGUCGAACCUUCGCAAGAAGCUACCCGGCUGCAAUGUGUUGGAGUUGUACCGAGGCGACGAGCUACCACCGGCGCUGGUGGCGGAAACUCAAAUAUACUACCGCAAUGCCGAGUUUCCCAAUGGAGUUCUCAAGCAGGAGCUGCCCUUCCAGUGGUAUUGAUGAGAUCAACACUGGAAGAUUAUGUUUUUAAUGUAUGCGUGGAAUGUUGGCAUUUGGUCCAUUGAAGCAUGUUGAGGAGCAUUUGUUCAGUACCUAAGCAAAUUUUUUCGGUUUUAUUAUGGUCUUUAAGUCCAUUCUAAGCCUUAUAAUCCUCCGAGAUAGUCACUUGGGUAUCCUAAUUUGCGUAUUGUAUGAAUAAGUCGUAAGAUGUGUUAUACGUAAUUUAAUUCAACAUUCUACAACUGGUGAUCAACUGAUCAUCAUGUUAGGGAGCUGAAGAUGUACAGGAUUGAAAAAGUCAUGAAGAGUUUACUAAAUAUAUUUAAACAAUGAUUUUAAGAGAUUUAUGAAGGGACGUAGGGUUAAGACAAGUCAACUCAGCUCAUGUUCCUGUACGGAAAUACCAAUAGGAUUGUAGUAACUUAAGAUCCAUUGAAGCAGAUAUAUCAGCCUGAAGUUUCGUCAAAUCUGAGUCUAACAAAUAAACUAUUGAAUAAAAAAAAUACGUGAAGCCUGAGUUUUAGCGAUCGGUAAAGGCUGAGAUUAUAUCCCUUCACCUAAUAGAAAUGUUUGUGGUGCGAAUGCGCAAUGCAUUUAAGUGUAUAUUGAAGAAAUAAAUAUAUAAAAAUUGUCAGAAGGUUCGGUCAGAUGUUG
This is a messenger RNA of Ochlerotatus camptorhynchus, 2333 nucleotides long. RefSeq lists its product as uncharacterized. Gene Ontology annotation, biological process: SCF-dependent proteasomal ubiquitin-dependent protein catabolic process. Gene Ontology annotation, molecular function: protein binding. NCBI's taxonomy places the organism in Eukaryota, Metazoa, Arthropoda, Insecta, Diptera, Culicidae. The coding region runs from base 117 to 1679 and encodes 520 amino acids. Gene Ontology annotation, cellular component: SCF ubiquitin ligase complex. The record is from RefSeq and is a predicted model, not a curated record. The transcript has 3 exons.